This is a messenger RNA of Durusdinium trenchii, 888 nucleotides long. NCBI's taxonomy places the organism in Eukaryota, Dinophyceae, Suessiales, Symbiodiniaceae. The record is from the annotation of a GenBank genome assembly.
AUGAUCGAGAACACUGAGCAACGAAAGCUGGAGCUGAAAGAAUUGUUGCAAGCUGCCUUGGACCGAGGCACGUUGACGCGUCCCGAAGCUUUGGUGCUUAGAGGUAAACUAGGAUUUGCAGACAGCUUCGUGCACGGUCGCUUAGGGAUCUUAGUGCUAAGUAAGCUAAUCGAACAUGCCUACGGGGCCCAAAAGCAAAUCGAUGAGAGCUUGCGAGAUGCCCUUCGUUUCAUGCUUGAACGUUUGAACUCAGGCAAACCACGAGUGGUUCGUGCUCACAGGCUUGCGCAAUGGUAUAUCUACUCCGAUGCUUCAUAUGAGCAGGGCAACAAAACAGGGGGCAUUGGAGGUGUUCUUGUCAAUGAACAAGGUGAGUGUGUCUCUUGGUUUGGGUUCAGUGUUGACUCUAAGUCUAAGACUUGGCUAGAGCUUGGUGCCUCCGCCAAAGACACCAUCAUUUAUGAACUAGAGUUGUUUGCCGGAGUCCUUGCGUUAAAAUUUUGGAACAGCAAAAUCUCGUGUGGCCUUCAAGUAUGGUUCGGUGACAAUGAAGCCGUCAGGUUCUCCCUGAUAAAAGGUUCUGCCGAAGGUGACGUUGCGCAGACCUUGAUGCGCAUCCAUCUAGAGCAUGAAGCCUUAAACAGUUCUCAGGCUUGGUUCGCUCGUGUGCCUACUGAAGCCAACAUAAGUGACUUCCCUUCCAGAGGAGAAGCGCAUCCCAUGCUCAAACCCAAAUUGUCCGAGAGCCUGCCAGCCAAAGAUUCCUUCGAUGACAUCAUGCAGUGUUUGCGAUAUCUUGGUGUGCUUGCGUUUGAAGGGGGACAGGCCGUGCACCGCACCCCAAUGUCUCGUAAGAGAAAAAGGGGGCGCUCAUGUCUUGCUUUGUGA